AUGAACAUUGUAAGAGGUGUUGCUGGUCUUAUUCGAAGGACAUCUGGCUAUGGUGGUGACUAUAGUGUAGGGUCAGCAUCUCAUAAGUUCCCUGUUCCAUCUCCAAAAAAUUGGGAGCCAUUAGAUUUAGAUAAUUCCACAGAAGCUGCUUUGGGUGUUGCAUCUGGGGAGGAGUCUGAAAAUCCUGAUGAGGUUAUCAUUGGCUGUUCUGCUGCACAUCCUGCUGAAAUCAUAGUGAUCUUGAUAGAAGAAGUUACAAAUAUAACAGCUAUGGUCACUGAAUGCAUAUCAGGUUCUUCAAGUAACUUGGUCAUUCCACCUGAAGGUUUUCGUGUCUUAAAAUGUUUGACUAUCAUGACCCGGUCAAUGCAUAACUGUAAAGUUUUGGGCUAUUAUGGUGGUAUUCAAAAGCUGACAGCGCUAAUGAAAGCUGCUGUUGUCCAAUUGAAAACCAUUGCUGGCGCGCUUUCAGCUGAUGAAACUUUAUCGAGUUCUAAUGUACAAAAGGCUGGUGUUUUACAAAAAAUACUUGUACAUGUGGUUUCAAUUUUAUGCGGGUUUAUCAAUUUACAGCUAGAUAUAUAUGGAAAAGCUCAGAUAGACGUUGACAACUUGGAGGAUAGUAUUGAAAAAAUGGCCACAACCCCAGAACCUUUCAUUGAUUCAAGGGAUCCUCUUUCUGAAAAAAGAUUGCAGUGGCAUCAGAAGGCAGUCAUAUCAGUGAUGGAAGCUGGUGGUCUUAAUUGGUUAGUAGAGCUGUUGCGGGUGAUUAGACGAUUAAGUUUAAAAGAACAAUGGACAGAUUCGUCUCUUCAGUAUAUGACUUUAAGGACUCUUCAGUUGGCAUUGACUGAUAACCCACGUGGUCAAAACCAUUUUCGGAGCAUUGGGGGCCUUGAGGUGUUGUUGGAUGCUUUGGGAGUUCCAUCAUUUAACUCUUUAAGUUCAAGGAAUUCAUCUUCUUCUGAUCAUGGAAGUGGAGAUGGAAAUCGUUUAAUGUGGGUUUUGCAGCUCCAUGUUCUUUCUUUGGAGGUCCUCAGAGAAGCUGUUUUUGGCAACUUGAACAAUUUGCAAUUUCUCUGUGAAAAUGGAAGAGUGCACAAAUUUGCAAAUAGCUUUUGUUUGCCAGCAUUCGUGUUUCAAGAAUUCAUGCAACAAAGAAGCAACUCAUCGGUGGAGGAUGAUUUGAAAGCCAAUAUUCAGAGUACAGGAAUAACAGAAACUUCUUCGUCUGUGAAUAAACCUAGUUGUCAGUAUUGGAGUAAUUAUACUGUUAAUUUGAGCAAAACCCUUUAUUCCUUUAUUAUCCCAUUAGAGGAUUUAAGAUCACAUCAAGUGCAAUCGGGUCGUAGUACUUUUCCAUUUUCCUCUGUCUAUGGGGAACUUUCAAUAAAGUUCAUGAUGAGGGUUCUUCUAACUGUAUUUCCAAGCAUCAAGGCCUUUUCAAAUCAAAAUGAGCUUCCUAGCCACUUAAGAAUAUUUCUGUAUUCACUGCAGCAUUAUGUGCUAUUUGUAUUUAGGAAGAUUCUAGUUUUAUCCCCCUCAUCACUGGAUGUAUUUCGGUCAGAAGGGGUGUGGGAUUUUAUCUUUUCAGAGCACUUCUAUUUUGGAAGUGGUUCAAAAGUAAUUCCUGAAGCUUAUUUUAACUAUAGUGAUGAUCGCCCAUGGAGCACUGAGCCUUUUACUCGUUCAAGAUCCACUAACAAACGAGUACCAAGCUAUGAAACUGAUAUCCUUCAAACAAAUGUAAUUUCUGUUGUGGAGUUUGCUGCAACACUGGAUGCAACUUCACAUAAUAUGCCUGAAUGCUCUGUGCUGUUAGAUGCCCUGGAACUGUUUGCUUGUAAUCCUGAGGUUACCACUGGUCUAGCAAAGUGUCUACUCCACAUUUUGCAGCUUGCACCUGAGAAAACGUUUACUUCUUUUAAGACACUUGAUGCAAUUCCUCGUGUGGUCAAAGUUACUUGUAUUCAAGCUCAAGAGUCCAAAAGACCUGAAAGUGAAAGGAGUAGUUCACAAAUUUUAAAGAAAUCAAAGUCACCAGGGAAUGUUCGUGGUUGGCGGGAUAGUAUGGAAGCUUGCAUGCAGCUUUUUGCAGAGUUCUUUUCGGUUACUGAAGAAGCAAAGUUUUUGGUUUUGAAUAGUUCUACAUGUAUCGAUUGUUUGUUUGAUCUUUUCUGGGAAGAAUGUUUGAGAAGUUCCAUGCUUUCUUAUAUCUUUGCCCUCAUGAAGAUCAUUCCAUCUUCUGAAGAAGACCAAAAGGCAAAGUUAUACUUAUGUUCCAAAUACUUGGAAACCUUUACACAUCUCAAAGAAAGGGAGAAAAACUUUGCAAAACUAUCAAUUGAUCUACUGGUUGGGAUGAGAGACAUGCUUGUGAAAGACCGGAUGUACUUCCAGACUUUGUUCCGUGAUGGUGAGUGUUUUCUGCAUGUUGUAUCUUUAUUGCAUGGGUAUGCUGAAGAUGAUGAGGGUGAAAAGCUGGUUUUAAAUGUUCUUCAAACUCUAACCUCUCUGCUUACGGGUAAUGAUGCCUCCAAGACUGCUUUCCGAGCUCUUGUUGGAAAAGGUUACCGGACACUGCAAAGUUUGCUGUUAGACUUCUGUCACAGAAGACCCAAUGCAGGUCUUUUAACCGCUCUACUCGAUAUGCUUGUUGAUGGAAAGUUUGAUCUCAAAAAGAAUCCUGUUAUGAGGAAUGAAGAUGUUAUCUUGCUUUAUCUGAGUGUAUUGCAGAAGAGCAGUGACUCAAUGCGAAAUGAAGGGCUGAACAUGUUUCUUCAUCUACUCAGAGAUUCCAUAUCAAAUAGAGCUUCAUGUGUCCGAGUGGGAACACUUAGUUUUCUUCUUGACUGGUUUCCUUGUGAAGAUAAUGACAGUGUUGUCCUCAAAAUUGGCCAGUUAAUUCAGGUCACUGGUGGACAUAGUGUAUCUGGGAAAGAAAUUCGCAAAAUAUUUGCUCUACUUCGAAGUGAGAGAGUGGGGACCCGCCAGCAGUAUUGCUCAUUAUUAUUAACCAAUAUUUCAUCUAUGCUAAAUGAAAAGGGACCCACAGCCUUCUUUAACUUUGAUGGAAAUGAUUCUGGAAUAAUAAUCAACACGCCACUGCAGUUACCUCUUUAUAAAGGAUAUUCUUUUUCUUGUUGGCUUCGUGUAGAAAGCUUUCCUACAAAUGGAACAAUGGGGCUUUUUAGUUUUCUUUCAGAUAGUAGAAGAGGAUGCUUGGCUGUCCUUGCAAAGGAUAGGCUUAUUUUUGAGUCAAGAUAUCAGAAGCAACAGUGUGUUUCAUUUCCUCUCAAUCUUGUUGGUAAAAAAUGGCAUUUUCUGUGCCUAACUCACAGUAUUGGCAGAGCUUUCUCAGGAGGGAGUCUAGUAAAAUGUUAUCUGGAUGGAGCUCUUGUUUCUUCAGAAAAAUGCAGCUAUCCCAAAGUCAAUGAACCGUUGACCGGUUGCAUGAUAGGAGCACCGAUUAAUUUGCUUUCUUAUGAAGAAGAUACCACUUCCUCUUCCAGCAAAGAAUCAUCUCCAUUUUUUGGUCAAAUCGGUCCAGUUUAUCUCUUCAAUGAUGCCAUCACUUCUGAACAAGUGCAGGGAAUCAAUUUCCUAGGCCCAAACUACAUGUACUCUUUUCUUGAUAAUGAAGUUACAGUUUCUGCUGAUAACCCACUGCCCAGUGGGGUUCUUGAUGCCAAAGAUGGUCUGGCUUCUAAGAUUAUAUUUGGACUCAAUGCACAGGCUAGCAAUCGCAGGGCGUUAUUUAAUGUUUCAUCUUUGCUGGAUCAUGCGGUUGACAAGAGUUCAUUUGAGGCAACUGUUAAAAAUGGGACUCAACUAUGUUCUCGGCGAUUGUUGCAACAGAUUAUCUACUGUGCUGGGGGCGUUUCUGUCUUUUUCCCUCUCUUCACCCGCAUCGAUUUGUACGAGAAUGACAGUCAGAAUCUGCUGACACCUAUAACUAAAGAGCGCAUAACUGCUGAAAUCAUUGAGCUUAUUGCCUCUGUUCUAGAUGAAAACCUCUCAAAUCAACAGCAAAUGCUCAAUCUUUCUGGAUUUUCGGUUCUUGGUUUUCUGUUGCAGUCACUCCCUUCCCAACAACUUAAUAUGGAUACCUUAUCGGCUCUCAAACAUAUGCUAAAUGUCAUCUCAAAUUGUGGCUUGGCUGAAGUCCUUGUGGAGGAUGCAAUAUCGCAUGUAUUUCUCAAUCCUUUCAUCUGGGUAUAUGCAGCCUACAACGUGCAAAGAGAACUAUACAUGUUUCUCAUUCAGCAAUUUGAUAAUGAUCCAAGGCUUCUAAAAUCUUUAUGUCGUUUUCCACGUGUUCUUGAUAUAAUCCACCAGUUUUACUGGGAUAAAAUGCCUUCUCCCAUUGCUGGAAGCAAACCUCUCUUGCAGCCUAUAACCAACAAAGAUUUUGGAGAGAGGCCCAACAAAGAAGAAAUACAAAAAAUACGGCUGCUUUUACUGAGUAUUGGUGAAAUGAGUCUUAAGGAGCAUAUUACAGUGUCGGAUAUUGAAUCUCUUGUAUCCUUUUUUGAGACAAGUCAAGACAUGGCAUGCAUUGAGGACAUUUUACAUAUGAUUAUCCGAGCUCUUUCUCAAAAAUCACUGCUUGCAUCUUUUCUUGAGCAAGUCACUGUAGUUGGCGGCUGUCGUCUUUUUGUCAAUCUGCUUCAAAGGGGCUAUGAACCAAUCCGAUUGCUCGGUUUGCAAUUCCUGGGAAGACUUUUGGUUGGUAUCCCAUCUGAGAAAAAGGAGUCAAAAUUCUUUACUUUAGCCAUGGGAAGAUCAAAGACUCUUCUAGAAGGCCCCAAGAGAAUCGAGUUAAGGCUGCCACCCAUUUUCUCUGCCAUGUCAGACAGGCUGUUCCGAUUUCCUCAGACAGAUCUUCUUUGUGCAACUUUUUUCGAUGUUCUUCUUGGUGGUGCUAGCCCGAAACAGGUUAUACAGAGACAUAAUCAGCCUGAGAAGCAAAGAAACAAAGGAACCAAUGUGCAGUUCUUCCUACCUCAAAUAUUGGUUCUCAUUUUUAAAUUUAUGUCUAACUGUGAGGAUGCAAAUUCAAGAAUAAAAAUACUUGAAGAUCUGCUUGAAUUGCUAGAUUCAAAUACCUCUAACAUUGAGGCACUUAUGGAAAAUGGAUGGCAAGCAUGGUUAGUUGCUUCCAUGAAGCUUGAUGUGUUGAAAACCUACAAAAUGAAACCACAACGUGAUGGUGACCCUGAAUUAGUUGAGCAGAACCAUGUGAAGACCUUAUUUUCUCUAGUUCUAUGUCACUACAUACAGUCAUCAAAAGGUGGAUGGCAACCUCUGGAAGAGACUGUGAAUUUUCUCCUGAUGCAAUAUGAACAUGGUGGCAAGUCAUAUUGGUACCUGCUACGUGAUAUAUAUGAGGAUUUGAUGAAGAGGCUUGUGGACUUAUCUUCUAGAGAAAUUAUCCUUUCCUCACAGCCAUGUCGUGACAAUACAUUGUACCUUCUGAAACUAGUUGAUGAGCUGCUGAUCUCUGAACUUGAUAACAAGCUUCCAUUUCCAGCAUGUGGCUAUGAUUUCUCUCCUGAACACAUUCGGUUGGAAAAUGAUAGAGAUCUUGUUUCUGCUUUGUAUGAGGCCCUUCAGGGAGAUGGUCAUGAUCAUAUCUCAAAGGCUCACAAGCAGUCUGUCUCUAAUCAAAUUGAAAAGAUUGAUGAAUCAUGGUGGAAUCUGUAUGACAAUUUAUGGGUUGUGAUUAGUGAAAUGCAUGGGAAAGGGCCAAGCAGGUUGUUACCAAAAUCAUCAUCAUCUGUAGGGCCAUCUUUUGGUCAAAGAGCACGUGGUUUGGUCGAGUCACUUAACAUUCCUGCUGCAGAGAUGGCUGCUGUUGUUGUGUCAGGAGGACUCACAAAUGCACUCAGUGGGAAACCAAACAAAGUAAUCGAUAAAGCUAUGCUGCUAAGGUCUGAAAAGUGUUCAAGGAUUGCUUUUCGACUUAUGAUCGUAUAUCUAUGCAAAUCUUCUCUUGAAAGAGCUUCACGAUGUGUCCAACAGUUCAUUCCCAUACUGCCCUGUAUCCUCUCUGCUGAUGAUGAACAAAGCAAAAGUCGACUACAAGUUUUUAUCUGGGCAUUGCUUGCUGUUAGAUCCCAGUUUGGGAUGUUGGAUGAUGGUGCUCGGUUUCAUGUCAUUGCUCAUUUGAUCCGUGAAGCAGUCGACUGUGGGAAGCUGAUGUUGGCAACCAGUAUUGUUGGAAGAGAUGAUUUAUUAGAUACAAGCAGUGUCUCAAAGGAAUCCGGAACAAUCCAGAACUUGAUACAAAAGGAUCGCGUGCGUAUUGCGGUUUCAGAUGAGGUUAAAUAUUUAAGAAAUAGCCGUGCCGAGCAAACAAAACAAGUUGCUGAGUUUCGUGUUAGAAUGAAUGAAAUUAUAUCUUCUGAUUUGAAUCAAUGGAGAGCUUUUGAAGAUGAUAUACGCAGUAGCUUAAAUUCUAUUCUUGCCUCAGAUGACAGCAGAAGAGCUUCCUUCCAGCUUGCUCAUGAUGAGGAGCAACAAGUCACCGCUGAAAAUUGGAUACAUAUACUUCGCACUCUGAUAGAUGAAAGAGGUCCAUGGUCAGCUAAUCCAUUCCCUAACAAAAUUGUUACACACUGGAAGCUUGACAAGACAGAAGACAGAUGGAGGCGUAGGCAGAAGUUAAGACAAAAUUAUCAUUUUAAUGAAAAGCUUUGUCAUCCUCCUUCAACUGUUCCUACCAAUGGGACUGUUCCUUCUCCACCCGAAACAAAGUCAGGUGAGCAGAAGGCUUCCACCAGUGAGGAUUUACCGGAGAGACAGAACUCAGAGGCUCCAAAAGAGGAAAGUGAGCAGAGGGAUUUCCAUGACAGGAAAGAUCAUUCCUCUACUACUACUAGCUCAAUAGAGUCGGAGGUCCUCAUGUCUGUUCCAUGUGUACUUGUUACACCAAAAAGGAAACUAGCAGGUCGUUUGGCUGUGAUGAAGAAGUUUCUACAUUUUUUUGGGGAGUUCUUGGUUGAAGGCACAGGUGGAUCAUCUGUUUUUAGAAAUAUUCAAGCAUCGGGUGGUUUUGAUUCAAAUAGAACCGAUAAUUUAGCAGCACAAAAGCAAAAGUUCAUCAAAUGGCCACUUAAUUUAGAUUUAACAUCCGAGGGGGAAGCCUCUGAUAACAUAAAUGCAGUUCUUGGUAAUCUUCUUCAGAAGCAAUCUGAAAACAUCAAGCGCCAUAGAAGAUGGGAAAUUGGCAAGAUAAAGGCUGUCCACUGGACUCGCUAUUUGCUCAGAUACACUGCCAUAGAGAUUUACUUCAACGAUUCAACCGCUCCAAUAUUUUUUAAUUUUGCAUCAAAUAAAGAAGCCAAAGAUGUUGGAAGCUUGAUAGUUUCCACUAAAAACGAAUCUGUUUCUCCAAAGGGGUACAGAGACAAAUCUGGAGUUAUUUCCUUCAUUGAUAGACGUGUUUCAUUGGAGCUUGCUGAAACUGCAAGAGAAAGCUGGAGGAGAAGAGACAUUACAAACUUUGAAUAUUUAAUGGUUCUCAAUACCCUUUCGGGUAGAUCAUAUAAUGAUUUGACUCAGUAUCCUGUGUUUCCUUGGGUAGUGGCAGAUUAUUCAUCUGACACUCUUGAUUUUAGCAAAUCUUCUACUUUUCGUGAUCUUUCAAAGCCUGUUGGAGCACUGGAUCAAAAACGGUUUGAGGUUUUUGAAGAUAGAUACCGUAACUUCUCUGACCCUGAUAUCCCCAGUUUCUUUUAUGGAUCCCAUUACUCAAGCAUGGGCAUUGUGCUAUAUUAUCUCCUUAGGUUAGAGCCUUUUACAGGCCUCCACCGUACAUUGCAGGGUGGUAAAUUUGACCAUGCAGACCGACUUUUUCAAAGUAUUGAGAGCACUUAUCGGAACUGCCUUUCUAAUACAAGUGAUGUGAAGGAGUUAGUGCCUGAAUUCUAUUACAUGUCAGACUUUCUUGUUAACUCAAACUCUUACCAUUUUGGAGUGAAACAAGAUGGUGAACCUUUGAAUGAUGUUGGCCUCCCUCCUUGGGCCAAGGGAUCACCUGAAGAAUUCAUAAGUAUAAACAGAGAAGCACUAGAAAGUGAAUAUGUUAGUUCAAAUCUCCACCACUGGAUUGAUUUAAUCUUUGGUUACAAACAACGUGGAAAACCAGCAGUCGAGGCAGCAAAUAUCUUCUAUUAUUUAACAUACGAAGGAGCUGCUGAUUUAGAAACAAUGGAAGACGAGUUACAAAGGGCAGCCAUUGAAGACCAGAUUGCUAAUUUCGGUCAAACCCCAAUUCAAAUCUUCCGGAAGAAACAUCCUCGACGGGGCCCACCAAUCCCAAUCGCCCACCCUCUACGAUUUGCCCCUUCUUCCAUUACUUUAUCCUCAAUAGUUUCUAGUACAAGUACACAUCCUUCAGCUGUGUUGUAUGUCGGUAUAUCAGAGUCACAUGUUGUCCUUGUGAAUCAGGGACUCACCAUGUCAGUCAAACUAUGGUUGACCACCCAAUUGGCAUCUGGUGGGAACUUCACCUUUUCUAGCUCACAGGAUCCUUACUUUGCGAUUGGUGCUGAUGUGGUUUCGCCUCGUAGAAUUGGUAGCCCUUUGGCUGAAAAUAUUGAACUCGGAGCACAAUGUUUUACAACAAUGCAGACACCAUCUGGCAAUUUUCUUGUUUCAUGUGGCAAUUGGGAAAAUAGCUUUCAGCUCAUUUCCCUUAAUGAUGGACGAUUGGUGCAGAGUGUCCGACAGCAUAAAGAUGUUGUUAGCUGUGUUUACGUUACAUCGGAUGGCAGCAUCUUAGCAACGGGUAGCUACGACACAACCGUGAUGAUUUGGGAAGUUUUACGUAUGCGGACCCCAAGUGACACCUCCCACCGCAAAGACCACGUCAUCGCUGACACACCAUUCCACAUCCUAUGUGGACACGAUGACGUCAUCACAUGCGUAUACGCGAGCACAGAGCUGGACAUAGUGAUCAGCGGAUCAAAAGACGGGACGUGCGUAUUCCACACCCUCCGGAAAGGCCGAUACCUGCGGUCCCUCCAACACCCGUCUGGGUGCCAGCUGUCAAAACUGGUGGCAUCUAGGCACGGAAGGAUCUUGCUUUAUGCUGACGAUGAUUUGAGUUUGCAUCUUUAUUCGAUUAACGGGAAGCAUCUGAAUUCGUGCGAGUCGAACGGGAGGUUGAAUUGUAUUGAGUUGAGUGGGUGUGGUGAGUUUGUGGUGUGUGGGGGGGAUCAGGGACAGAUUGUGGUGAGGUUGAUGAGGUCGCUUGAGAUAGUUGGGAGCCAGACCUACACCUACACCUACACCUACACCUACUUCUGGGACGUGAUUUCAUGCUCAUUCAUACCUUUAGUUGACUUGAGUUCAGUGCAGAUUAUGAUAACCAAAAUGAUGACUUUACCAAGAUGUACAACAAUACACAGACAGUAGUACCUAUAUAAAUAUUCGUGCAUUUUCCCCCUUUCAAUACUCCCAAGGAAAACGGUGAAACUAUGGGUUCGACACAUUCUAACACACACUAAUUCAUGUACAUUAUAUGUGGCCUC
Molecule: messenger RNA, 9539 nt
Organism: Lactuca virosa
Lineage: Eukaryota; Viridiplantae; Streptophyta; Magnoliopsida; Asterales; Asteraceae
Source: the annotation of a GenBank genome assembly